Messenger RNA from Heteronotia binoei (common prickly gecko), 5732 nucleotides. Its product is annotated as IgGFc-binding protein-like. NCBI's taxonomy places the organism in Eukaryota, Metazoa, Chordata, Lepidosauria, Squamata, Gekkonidae. Gene Ontology annotation, molecular function: protein binding. The transcript is spliced from 11 exons. The record is from RefSeq and is a predicted model, not a curated record. Bases 2 to 4567 code for a protein of 1521 amino acids.
AAUGGGGGAGAACUCUUCUUCACUUUGUCCAGGCUGGGCUACCAAAGCCAUGGCGUCACUGAGGGCCCUGCUUGUCUUGACUGGUUUGGUGCUGCUGAGUGGUCAUUGCAGAGCAGGGUUCUAUGGACGAGAGUUCAUCACUGCUCUCAUGGAAAAUUAUGAUCCCAGAUACGCCCCACCGGAAAACUUCCAGCUGUUCAUCAACGGCGACCAUAGUUCUACCAGAGUCAAUGUGAAAAUGAACAAAUCUCCACAGUGGAGAAGUUAUUCAGUUACAAAGGGGCGAAUGUUGUCUGUGGAGAUCCCAGAGUCUGCAGAAAUGAAAGGCAGCAACACAUUUGACCACUCCAUUCUGAUCCAAGCAGAAAAUGACAUUUCUGUUGUCUUAGUGUAUAGAAAGUUGUAUUCUGUGGGAACCAUGACAGUGUACCCAGCCCAAGAGCUUGGGAUGGAAUAUUAUGUGGUAACCCCAUCUGGGAGCGAAUCAACACAUUACUUAAAAGAAUUUGCAGUAAUAGCCUGGCAAGUUCCUACAACAGUUGAUAUUUAUUUGAAAGCCGAUGUUACAUUCAAUGGCAGGUCACAUCCUGCAGGGAGCAUACUCCGUGUUUCCCUCGAGGCUCUACAGGUCAUCCAACUUCAGAGCUUAGGUGAUCUGUCUGGGACCAUGAUACGAUCGGUGAAUCCCGUGGCAGUCUUGAGCGGGCACGUCUGUGCUCUUGAAACCUCAUACUGUGAUCAUGUUGUUGAACAGCUACUGCCAGUUUCCAGCUGGGGCACUUCAUUCAUUGUCCCCCCGGUCUUCUUCCAAACUGAUCCAGACAUCGCAUAUGUAGUUGCCGCCCAGAAUACUCGUAUUGAGUAUCAGCAGGGGACUGAAAAAAGAUCUCAUGAGAACAUGGUGGCUGGGGAAGUCAGGCAGUUUUACAUCAAUUUCCCUCAUGCACUGUACAUCUCUGCCAAUGCUGGAAUCCAGGUCCUUCUCUUCUUCGCUGGCAUCGAGACCAGAAGGAAGACCUUUGAUCCAUUCCUCAUCAACAUCCCCGCCAUAACCAGCUAUGGACAGUCUUAUCACAUUGAUGGGAUAAGCGACUUUGAGAACAGUGCUGUUCUCAUAGCAAAAACACCAGAAACAGUCAGCAUUACUAGAGAUAAGCAGCCUAUCCGUGGCAUUCAGUGGACACCAGUUACUGGGACGCUUUAUUCAUGGGGCACAUACAACUUGGAAGCAGGAGCCCAGUCUCUGUCCUUAGAGCAUCCUGAAACUCCCUUCGGUGUUUUGGUCUUUGGUGGCAGAAAGUUUGAAGGCUAUGGUUUUGCUCCCCCACCUCUGUCCUUAUCAGAGCCUAAACCAACCUCAAUGCCCUGCCCUGAGAACAGCCACUAUGAGAUUUGUGGAAACGGUUGCCCGGCUACCUGUUCUGACCGGAUGGCUCCCCUCACAUGUGAAGAUAUUUGUAAAGAGAUCUGCCAGUGCAAUGAAGGCUAUGUCCGAGAUGGUGAUCAAUGUGUCCCCAUGGACACCUGCAACUGCAUCCACAAUGGCAUCACCUACAGUCCAGGGGAGGAGUUCUGGGCGGAUGAGGGCUGUCAUUCUCGCUGCAAGUGUGACCCGAAGCUCGGCAGGGCUGCAUGUCUUAAGUCUUCCUGCAAGGCUGACCAGAAAUGUACUGUGGUCAAUGGAGUCCGGGACUGUCGUGCCUCCCGCCACUUCACCUGCAUAGGAAGUGGAGAUCCUCACUACACCUCCUUUGAUGGGAAGAAAUUUGAUUUCAUGGGAACCUGUGUUUAUCAGAUGGCCAGUGUCUGCUCUAAAGACCCCAGCCUCACCCCAUUUUUGGUCACUGUGGAGAAUAACAACCGAGGCAGUAAAGCAGUGUCCUACACCAAAGUGGUGACUCUGGAGGUUUACAACAUGACCAUCAGCCUGAGCCAAGAAUAUCCACGCAAGAUUCAGGUCAAUGGAGUCUUUGUAGACCUCCCUUUCUUCUAUGAUAAUAAACUGAAGGUCUACAUCAGUGGAGUGCAUGGCUUCAUCCAAACAGACUUUGAUCUGAGAGUCAGCUUUGACUGGUACAGCUAUGCCAGGGUCAUCAUACCUAACACGUAUGCCAAUUCUAUCUGUGGACUCUGUGGCAAUGCCAAUCAGGAUCCCAGCGAUGACUUCACCAUGAAGGAUGGAAUUCAAACAGUCGAUGAAAUCCAGUUUGCAGAGAGCUGGAAAGUGAGGGAUGUCCCAGGGUGCUCAGCGGGAUGUACCAAUAACUGCCAAGUGUGCGGGGAGGUAGAGAAACAACCCUACAAAACUAACAAGUAUUGUGGGGUCCUCAUUCAAAAAGAUGGACCAUUUGGGCAGUGCCAUGAAGCCAUUGACCCAGCUUCCUUCUUUGACGACUGCGUCUUUGACACCUGUCUGUACAAGGGUCACCACGACACUCUCUGUAGCGCUAUCAGUGCCUACGCAACAGCUUGCCAAGCUCAGGAUAUCCAGGUUGGGCCAUGGAGAUUGGCUUCCUUCUGCAGCCUUCCCUGUCCACAUAAUUCUCAUUAUGAACUCUGUGGAAAUGGCUGCCCUGAAACCUGCAGCAGCCUUUUUACUACAACAACAUGUGAAUCUCCUUGCACCGAAGGAUGUUUUUGUGAUUCUGGAUUCGUUCUCAGUGGAGACCAGUGUGUCCCUCUUGCAGAGUGCGGCUGUGUGUACCAUGGCAGAUACUACAAGAGGGGAGAUGAAUUUUACCCUGGCAGUUCUUGCCGUGCAAAAUGUCGCUGCACGCACCAUGGAGAUGUUGAGUGUGAAAAGUUCUCCUGUGGGUCGCAUGAGGAAUGCAGGGUGGAAAAUGGCAUCCAAGGCUGCCAUCCAGUGGGAUACGGAACAACUAUAGCAUCUGGCGACCCUCAUUAUAUUUCCUUUGAUGGACAAAAUUUCAGUUUCCAUGGCUCCUGCACUUACACCUUAGCCAAAGUGUGCACUGAGAAUCCUCAGCUAGAGCGCUUCUCAGUACUGGUGGAGAAUGAGGAGUCCAACGAUGGUCCAGCAGUUCUCAUAAGGAGUGUUGUGGUUUCCAUUCAUGGAUAUACUGUUGUCCUUGAAAGAGGAAUGAAGUGGAAGGCGAUGGUGGAUGGAGAGCUACACACACUGCCAAUAAAUAAGGAUGAUGGGAAACUCUGGAUUACCCAGGAGGGGAACAAUAUCAUUAUGCAGUCCUCCUUUGGCUUCACAAUCCUUUAUGACACACUCUCUUAUGUCCGUGUGUCUGUCCCCAGCACCUACCAUGGACACAUGUGUGGCCUGGGUGGUAACUUCAAUGGAGACAAGAGUGAUGAUUUCAUGCUCCCUAAUGGAGAAGUUACUCAAGAUACAGUUGAGUUUGGGGCCUCUUGGAAGAUCCCCAUAGAUGGUGUCAGCUGCUCUGAUGACUGUAGGGAGAAAUGCCCUACCUGUGAUGCUGCCAAGACAGCACCGUACAAGUCUGAACACUCUUGUGGCAUCAUUCUGUCUAAGACGGGCCCAUUCAGAGACUGUCACCGAUUGGAGAGCCCAAAUCAUUACUCUGAGCAUUGCCUGUAUGACAUGUGUGCUGCCAAUGGAGCUCAAGAAUCCCUCUGUCAGAGCAUCCAGGCCUAUGCUGCUGCGUGCCAGGCAGCUGGUGCCAAAGUUGGAGCCUGGAGAACAGAUGGUUUCUGUCCUCUCACCUGUCCUGCCAACAGCCACUAUGAGGCAUGCACCACAACUUGUGAUUCCACCUGUGCCAGCUUGUCCACUGCACCCCAGUGCACAAGGAAAUGUUUUGAAGGCUGCCAGUGCAAUGACGGCUAUGCAUUUGAUGGGGACAUGUGUGUGCCUUUGGACAGGUGUGGCUGUGUGCACAAUGGGAUCUACUUCAAGGUGGGAGAGAGCCUCUUCUCAAGAAACUGCACAGAGAAAUGUACCUGCACUGCCUCCAGCCUGAUCACCUGUGAGGACACCAUGUGCCCUGAUGAGCUGUCCUGCGCACUUAAGGAUGGCGUGUGGGGCUGUGUGACACGGGAAGGCCAGUGCAAGCUCACCCCGGGAGCCCAGCUCACCUCUUUUGAUGGUGUCUCGGCACAGUACAGCUGCCCUGGUGUUUAUGAUCUGGUCUCUGUUUGUGAUGAAGGCGCCCCCUCCUGGUUCAGAGUGUCAGUGCGCAUUGAGGAGGAGGAGGAGGAGGAGGAAGAGAGUUUAAUAGCUGGGAAGACUGUCUAUGUCCACUUCCAAGAGGCAUCUGUCAUAGUGAAAAAGAACAGAGGGACAUGGGUCAAUGGGCGCUUAGUAAGACUGCCAUACAAGAUCUCCAAAGCUGUCUCUGUGAGCAAGGUUCACGAUGGCAUCUUGAUCGACCAGGCCUCUCAGAUGCAGGUUCACCUCCACCGUGAUGGAGGAGUGACAGUGAAAGUCAAGGACAAUUUGGCAGGGAAAUUAUGUGCCCCCUGUGGAAACUUCAAUGCAGAUGCUACUGAUGACUUGAGGGCACCCAAUGGAGAAGUGAAGAAGAAUAUUGCUGAGGUCCUCCGUGCUUGGAAGGCAAAAGACGUCUCUCCUUAGUCACAAUCCCGUCUUUGAGGGUGGCUACCAUUGUAUGCAAUGAAAAGUGGAGAAUGCCCUUGAAGAACUGAAGCGAAAAGUAACUGAAUCCAUCAAUUUGUCAUGCUGCUAGCCAAUAGCCUUCUAAUGAAAUCCAUAACUUUGCCACACUUUAUCGGAAUGUUCUAGAAAAGAUCAUCAAGGCAGCACCAUCUCACAGAGUGCAAUGAAAGAUGACAGAAGCCUCUGAAUGACGGACAUCUGAUAUGAGCAGCUGAUAACUUUUUUCUUUUGCAUUUGGUGCCUUCCUUGGACCUCAGUGAGCAUCCAUUUUGUUUUUGAACAAACAAUGCACUGCUACCUAUAAGCAACAGACACUGUAUUUAAAUAAGCAGUAGACAUUUUUUUUUAAAAAAUCUAUCUAAACUGGCUGUAAAGAAAGAAAUCUUAGUUGACUAUGUGUAACAUCAGAGAACAAACAUGAAAACACACAUGAAGCUGCCUUAUACUGAAUCAACCCAUUGGUCCACACAGACUGGCAGCAGCUAUCCAGGGUGUCAGGCAGAGGUCUUUCACACUACUAAUGAGGGCUUUUUUUGUAGAAAAAAAGCCCAGCAGGAGCUCAUUUGCAUAUUUGACCACACCCCUGAUAUCACAAUGCCGGUUAAGUGCCCGGACUCUUAUCUGGGAGAACUGGGUUUGAUUCCCCACUCCUCCACUUGCAGCUGCUGGAAUGGUCUUGGGUCAGCCUUAGCUUUCGUAGGAGUUGUCCUUGAAAGGGCAGCUGCUGUAAGAACUCUCUCAGCCCCACCUACCUCACAGGGUGUUUGUUGUGUGUGGGGGGGAAGGUAAAGGGGAUUGUGACCGCUCUGAGACUCUGAGAUUCAGAGUAUAAGGUGGGAUAUAAAUCCAAUAUCAUUGUUUCACACAGGGCUUUUUUGUGGAAAAAGCCCAGCAGGAACUCAUUUGCAUGUUAGGCCACAUCCCUGAUACCAAGCCAGCUGGAGCUGCAUUCCUGCCCCCCCCAAAGCCCCGCUACUAACUAUUCUGUUAACAGGAGAUGCCAGAGACUGAUCCUGGGACCUUUUGCUUGCUAAACAGAUGCUCUACCACUGAGACAUGCUUAAAUCUGCAAACAUUUGAAUAUGAAUAAAGCAUCUUUAUAUGAAUAAACCUCUGAACAAGA